This is a messenger RNA of Amorphotheca resinae ATCC 22711, 1092 nucleotides long. RefSeq lists its product as hypothetical. Gene Ontology annotation, molecular function: superoxide dismutase activity; metal ion binding. Lineage: Eukaryota; Fungi; Ascomycota; Leotiomycetes; Helotiales; Amorphothecaceae. Bases 34 to 891 code for a protein of 285 amino acids. The record is from RefSeq and is a predicted model, not a curated record. Gene Ontology annotation, biological process: superoxide metabolic process. The transcript is spliced from 2 exons.
GAGAGAGAAGAGAGCCAUCAUCAAUUGCCCAGCAUGUUACGGCCCACUCUUAUCCCUCGGAUAGGGCGUUCGUUAACGUUACGGCCAUUCCGUCGUUCUCUUCACCAGGUGCCUCCUCUCGCUCAUGAUUUCACCAAUGAGGGUAUCCCAGGUCUCCUGGGCCCGGCGGGCUUCGACAUGGCGUGGACCCAAUAUCAGAGUCUCAUGGUAGAGAAGCUCAACAGCCUCACAGUCGGAGGAGAAUACGAAUCCAAAGCGCCCAAAGACAUCGCGAUCAAGUACGCGCGCGACCCCAACUCGGCCCCGAUCUUCAACUACGCCUCGAUGGCGCACAACAACCACUUCUUCUUCUCGUGCCUCUCACCCACCGAGACGGUCAUGCCGGAGCCCUUGAAGAAGGAGCUCGAGGCGUCCUUCUCCUCCAUCGCCACGCUCCGCCAAGAGCUCAUCGUCACGGCCAGCUCGAUGUUCGGCCCGGGCUUCGUCUGGCUCGUCAAGCACCCGCUCGGCCGCAAGUAUUCGAUCCUGACGACGUACCUCGCGGGCUCGCCGUACCCGGGAGCCCACCACCGCCGCCAGCCCGUCGACAUGAACACCGAGGACAACAAGAGCAUCAGCGACGCCCUGCGCCGCACCCUGCGCAGCGACCCCGUCAACACCGUCGGUGCGCACGGCGCCUACGCCGAGAAGAAGCUGCCCCCCGGCGGCAUCGACCUCGUCCCCGUCCUCUGCAUCAAUACCUGGGAACACGUCUACCUGCCCGACUACGGCGUCGGCGCUUUCGGCGUCGGCGGCAAGAGAGCCUAUGCUGAGCGCUGGUGGGACCGUAUCGAUUGGGCCGUCGUCGCCAACCACGCCGACGUGCGCGGCUCCGGUCGAUUCCAGACAUGAUCCCCUCCCCCCGGGAAAUCCUAAAGCCAAAUCCUUGAAGGGCGGGAAGGGAGAGCCGCAACCAACCCAGCUUGAGCAGCAUGCUAUAUCACAAAACAAGCUAGCAAGCGUGUCUUGGGAGCGGGCUAAGUUUCAACAAAGAAAAGAAAAAGAAAAAUUGGCGUUCCGGCUUAGGCAUGAGUAGGUAUAGAUAGUAUAGCA